GUUUACUGUGGUCUGUACCACUUACGCGUCGUGAAAAUGGCGGAAAACGACAUUGAUUUAUAUGCGGACGAUAUAGAUCAAGAUUUUGCGCAAGACGAAUUUGCCGGGGAAAAUGUGGAUUUAUACGACGACGUUAUCGCCACUGGUUCGGGACCUAGCGCCGACAAUGUUGAUACCAACCAUGCAGGAGGUAUUGGAGAUAAAGCUAACGGCAAUGCUGGUCAAGGGGCUGGGGGUGUUGUAGUGGUCCAUAACACAUCAGGUAGAAGGCAUCAGCUUUACGUUGGAAAUUUAACUUGGUGGACUACCGAUCAAGAUGUAGCAAAUGCAUGUAAGAGCAUUGGAAUAAAAGAUUUCCAUGAGGUGAAAUUUUUUGAACAUCGUGCAAAUGGCCAAUCAAAAGGCUUCUGCGUAAUAUCGCUUGGAUCUGAGGGUAGUAUGAGGCGUUGCCUUGAACAUUUACCGAAGAAAGAGAUAAAUGGUCAAAAUCCAGUUGUGACGCCAACCACUAAGCAAGCAUUGAGUAAUUUUGAAAGUCAAUCCAAAACACGCCCUUCACCCAGUAAUAACACUAACUCCAGACCACCUCAUCCAAGCCAUCCAGGCAAUAAUCCUGGAGGAAUGCAAAGUUAUGGGGGUAGAAUGCCCAUGAAUAAUGCUGGUAUGAGGGGACCAAUGCCUCCGGGCAUGCAAGGUGGUCCUAGAAUGCAAGGACCUCCAGGUUUCAAUGGGCCACCUAGUAUGCAACAGCAACCACCCAGAUUCCAAGGUCAGCCCCAAUGGAAUGGCCCCAGACCCAAUGGACCUGGUCCAAAUAUGGGACCCAUGCGCCCUGGUGUGCCCCCGCCAGGACCACAAGGCCCGCCAAGGCCACCUAUGUUCCAGGGACCUCCACAAGGACAACCCCCAAGAAUGCAAACUCAAGGACCACCCCCAAUGAGACCUGAAUGGAGUAGGCCACCCAUGCAGCAAGGGUUUCCCCAAGGACCACCGCCAAUGCAAGGUCAGAUGGGGGGACCCAGAGGGCCUCCCCCUCCAAUGGGUGGUCCUCCUGGUAUUCCACCGCAAGGACCACCUCAGGGUCCAGCGCCUCAUGUUAAUCCUGCCUUCUUUCCACAAGCAGGAGGCCCGCCGCCUAUGCAGCAUAUGCAAGGACCACCUGGACAGGUUAUGCCACAAGGACCGCCUCAUGGACCCCCUCACGGUCCACCAAUGGGUGCUCCGAAUGCUCCUCCACAUGGUCCUCCUCAUGCCUAUGGCCCUCCGACAAGUAUGACUCAGCCUCCAUACGGGGGACCGCCUCCAGAUCAUCGACCAGACAUUCCCCCAAUUAGCGAACAAGAAUUUGAAGACAUAAUGUCCAGGAAUAGGACAGUUUCAUCAUCAGCUAUAGCCAGAGCCGUUUCAGAUGCGGCUGCUGGCGAAUACGCUAGCGCUAUCGAGACGUUAGUUACCGCUAUAUCUCUGAUCAAGCAGAGCAAAGUGGCAAACGACGACCGGUGCAAGAUAUUGAUCAGUUCUUUGCAAGAUACUUUAAGAGGGGUUGAAGACAAAAGCUACAGUUCUUCAAGAAGGGAGAGAUCUAGAUCCAGAGACAGAACUCACCGAAGAAGCCGAAGGGAAAGGUCAACUUCGAGGUACAGGGACAGGAGCCGGGAUAGGGAACGCGAGAGGGACAGAGAUAGGGAGCGCGAUCGCGACAGGUAUUACAGUGAUAGCUACAGGGAUCGGGACAGAGAAAGGGACAGAUCGAGGAGUAGGGAUAGGGUAGAACGGGACCGCGAACGGGAUUACAGAGAUAGGGACGCGGAGGAGGCGCACGUAUCGUCGAGACCUCGAAAUAAAUCGCCCGUGGAACCGGCCGAUGGUGGCGGCGAUCCACCUUCGAAAUCGUCACGUUAUUACGAAGAAAGGUACCGCGAAAGGGAGCGGGAUUCUGGACGACGAGAGAGCGACAGAGAUAGGGAGAGAGACAGGAGGGACGAUUCCCAUCGUUCCCGCCACUAAGAAUAUCGAAAAAAAAAAUAUAUAUAUAUACAUGUAAUGAUUUGCUGUAGCAUUUAGGAGUUUCCUCGUAAUUAGGUUUAUAACAGUGUAAGCUUCUCUGUACUUGUAGCUUGUACCGAUUUAUUUUAUGCAUUAAUUUUUCCAUUGUAAUUUCGAAGAAGGAAACUAUGCUUAUUGACGGGACGGAAACGAUGGGAUAGGACAGUAUGAAAGGAAGAAAAGGAAGAAAGAAGAAUGUUUUCCUAUAGAUUAAAAAAGAAAAACUUUCCAUUGGGUGCUUUUUUUUAUUGUGGUCCUUUUUGUUUACUCAUUUUUUAUACCCCUUUUCUAAACUUAUUUUUAAGGCUUAAUGGUCUGUGGUUUAGUGGUGAAAGUAAACUGGUCUUGCAAAGUUGACUGGUGACCGACGCGUCAAAAAAUCCAAUUUUUGUUUGAAAAAUGAGAUACAAGUUCUAAGUUUUUAAAAUAAAAUGAGAUAUUGAGGUUUUUUAAAAUUUUGUUUUGAUGGGACACAUACUAUUGCAUAUGGAUGACUCAUGACUCCCACGUUUGGUGUGGGCUCCGCCCCUUAUGUUGUUAAAAGGACAUUUAAUUUAGAAUUUUCCAUUAACACUUAACAGGGUUUGUUGAGUUUCAACUAAACGUUUAGUUACGGAUAACAGACCGUAAACGCCACAGUUAUUUUUAAAAUAUUUCAAAAAUCGGUGAUAUAAUAAUCCAUUGUGUAGAAUCAAAUAUGCAAAAGUAUAUCAGCGGUCCCCAUUUGUGUUUGAUAGCGGAAAAACUGAAAAAAAGCAUUUUAUGUAAUUAUGAUUAUUAAUUGACAAUUUAAUUCAUCAAACAAAACUCGCAUUAAAAAAUGUUUUUGGUUGUGUUAUUUAAAAACGCAGUUAAUGAAAUAGCAUUUUAUCCCGUCAUAGUUAUUCAAAAAUUUGGGGUUAAUGUCUGGAUUUAUUUUAAGGGCUGUUUUUUGAACGGAAAUUUUCUAGGAAAGCUGGUCCUUAAAAAAAUAUUGCGUUUUAAAGGCUGUUAAUUGUAGGCAGAUUGUAUGUUUAAUAUUUUGGGAUAAUUAUGUACUACUACAUGUAUUUUAUAUCUAAGCCCCGAGUUUUGAUAAAAUUUAUGAUAUACCGGAUCUCUGUUAUGUAUGGAAACAGGUCUAUUUUAAUCACUUAAGAGUAUUUAAAAAAAAGUAAUGGUAAUUUUAUUUAAUUUAUUUUUAAGUAUAUUUUAACUUGUUUAAAAAAUAUGGAAAUAAUUUGUACAAACCACCAUAUACAUAUAAAUUUAAUCUAGGAUUUUGUAAUUCACUACCUUUCUCAGAAGGCCCAAUAGAUUUUAAAAAAAUUCUAAAACGUUUUUAAAAUUUUCGACUGUUAUAGUGAGUUGCCAUACAUUUCACUGACCCAGUAUAUCUCACUAUAUGAAAGGCCAAUUGGUUACAAAUAUUUAAAUUUCGACGGUAUCAGAUUUUAUCAAUUGCUGGGUAAUUAUUGUGUUACACUGCAUAAGAUGGUUGGUAUGAACAACGCGCAGCUUCCAAGAAAAUUUUUUCAACAUUUUUUUGCCGCUAGACAUGUUUUUAGUCCCACUUACAUCAAUUAUUUAUUUAUAUUCAGGGCAAAUGUUUUUUUUUUUUGGUCUUGUUUUUCUUAAAAUCAAAUUACAUUUACGAGAAAUUUGAAGAAUUGAAAAAUAGCUGUGUAUGAAACUUUGAACCCGGAAAAUAUUUUUAAUCAAGAAGGUCACAUUUUCUGUGAUUACAUGUUUAAAAUAUUUUCGAGUAAUUUAGAAACAUGUACCUGUUAAAUCUGAGACUCUAGUCAACAUUUUACAAAUUAUG
Cylas formicarius (sweet potato weevil) is the source of this 3850-nucleotide messenger RNA. It is a transcript of the gene Cpsf6, whose product is annotated as cleavage and polyadenylation specificity factor subunit 6. NCBI's taxonomy places the organism in Eukaryota, Metazoa, Arthropoda, Insecta, Coleoptera, Brentidae. The record is from RefSeq and is a predicted model, not a curated record. Gene Ontology annotation, cellular component: mRNA cleavage and polyadenylation specificity factor complex. The transcript is spliced from 6 exons. Gene Ontology annotation, molecular function: mRNA binding. Gene Ontology annotation, biological process: mRNA alternative polyadenylation. The coding region runs from base 37 to 2007 and encodes 656 amino acids.